AGAGACCUUCCAGGUUUGACUUGUAAAGGGGAAUAACUUUAUAGUCAUUGUCCCUGUUUGGUGACAUCAAAAGCAGGUAUAGGGUGUUAGGCAGUGCAGCCUGGGAAUGAAGUGGAAAGUAACACAAAGUCGAAGAGAAGGAAUUUGGAACAGGAGACAAUGGACUCUGCCGAAGAAACGGGGAAGGAAAGACACGACACAAAGGUCAGGUCCAUCGUGGCACAAUCAAAUCAGCUAUGAAAUGUCACCUGAAAAGGCAGAAGAUAGGUAGCCCCCAUUCAUCUGAAGAACAUGGCAAUGUCCUCCCUUGGUAAAAUACGUCUCAGUGUUAAAAAUGAAGCAGGUGAAGGGUGAAGCAGUAUUUUCAAUAAUAUUUAAUUUCACAGAAACUGUCACCCAAAGCCAUACCUGUCAAAAGAUCUCUUGUCUGGACUUUGGAAAUAACUUUGGAUGGUUCUGGGAUUCUUUCUGUUGACCCAGGAGAAUUUGUGUAGAGGCCAGACUGAAAAUAUGCCUUCAUGACAAAGUCUCUACAAAGCUGAUCCCAUCUUGGCUUUAAGAUAAAAAGAUGGCCUAUCACAAAGUGAAUGCAGACCAGAGAGCACAGGGGCACUCUCCAUACCUUGACAACGAUGAACUCCAAGCCACAGCGUUGGAACUGGAAUGGGACAUGGAAAAAGAGUUGGAGGAGCCUGGCUUUGACCAUUUCCGACUGGAUGGUGCAGUCCAGCAUCACCUGGGAAACUCCCAGAGCCCUGACCUUGAUCUCGAGCCCAUCCAGGCUUCAUCUUCCCCCAAGGGAAGAUUCCAGAGGCUUCAGGAAGACCCCGACUACAUCUCACACUACACGAGACAGGCACCAAAGAGCAAUCGCUGCAGUUUUUUUCGGAUACUGAAAGUAUUUUGCACUGCUUUGAUUUUAUUUAUUUUUGGAAUUGUGAUAGGAUAUUACGCUCGCAAGAAAUGCCCCUCUCCCCCAGCAUCUCAAGAACCAAAUAAUCCUCAUAUCUACCAUGAAAUUCUCAAGGAAAUCAAAGCUGAAAAUAUUCAACAGAUUUACAGAGACUUGUUACAGUUCCCUAGGGAAGAUGAUGUAGACAUUGCAAUGAAAAUUCUGGUUCAGUGGCGUUCCCAAGGCCUGGAAGAUGUCCGGCUGGUGAAUUACUCUGUUCUGCUUGACCUACCAGGCUCUUCUUCAAACACAGUAACUCUGAAAAGCAGUGGUGAAUGCUUUUAUCCGAGUGGACAGCAGUGCAGCAGAGACCCCACAACACUUCAUAGCCAAGACCUCCUGUACUCAUAUGCAGCUUACUCUGCCAAAGGAACUCUUGAGGCAGAGCUGGUUGAUGUGCAGUAUGGCACCAUGGAAGACCUGCUCCGGAUUCAAGCCAUUACAAACGUGACCAAAAAAAUUGCACUUUUGAAGCUAGGAAAAUCACCUUUGCUUUAUAAGCUUUCCCUGCUGGAAGAUGUAGGCUUUGGUGGUGUUCUUCUUUACGCUGACCCUUGUGACUUACCAAAGACCACAGAUCUUGCUGAUAAAGCUUUUAUGGUUUCCUUGAACAGCGGAGGAGAUCCAUCAACACCUGGCUAUGCCAGUAUUGAUGGAAGCUACAGGCAAAAUCGACUGAACCUCACAACGCUGUUAGUACAACCAGUUUCUGCAGUGCUUGCCAGAAAACUUGUUUCCUUACCUGAGGACAGUGUCCAAAAAGAUAGGUGUACACCCCUCCAGCUGCCACCUACAGGAAAAAAAAUUAUCAGUCUGAAUAUUCAGUCAAUCACAACUUACAAGACUAUUUCUAAUGUUAUUGGAUAUUUAAAAGGAGCUGUAUUUCCUGACAGAUAUGUCAUCAUUGGGAGCCAUCACAGCAACUUGAACCCUUAUGGUGGACAAGGAUGGGCCAGUAGCACUGCUGUCAUCACAGCAUUGAUCCAGGCCUUGACACUGAAGGCUAACAGGGGCUGGAGACCUGACAGGACCAUUGUUUUCUGCUCAUGGGGAGGAACUGCAUUUGGGAACAUUGGUUCAUAUGAGUGGGCUGAGGACCUCAAGAGAGUUCUUCAAAGAAAUGUUGUGGCUUAUGUUAGCCUUCAUGAUCCAGUCAGAGGCAACUCAACUUUACACCCUGUUGCAUCCCCUUCUCUUCAGCAGCUGGCAGCAGAGAGCCAGAGCCUCAACUGUGUGGAGAAGACUAGAUGUCCAGGAUCUAAUGUGAGUUCUGUGCAGAUACAGGGUGAUUCAGACUAUUUCAUCAACCAUCUUGGAGUACCUGCCACGCAGUUUUCUUACGAGGACAUCAAAACUUCAGAGAAUUCUAGCUUUCUCUCUGAAGCUCUUUUUCCUGUACAUGCAACAAAAACUGAAGAGCUGGAUCCCUCCUUCAGUCUGCACGAGACCAUCACGAAGCUAACAGGACAAGUGACUUUGAAAAUUGCCAAUGAACCAGUUUUGCCGUUUAAUGCCCUCGACAUCGCGUUAGAAGUUCAGAACAGUCUCAAAGGUGAUGAAGUAGGCGUUCCUCAGUUGCUUGCAGUGGCCUCACGUCUGAGGGACACGGCCGAGCUGUUCCAGUCGGACGAGAUGCGCCCGGCCAACGACCCCAAGGAACGAGCGCCUGUCAGAGUCAGGAUGCUCAAUGAUGUGCUACAAAGCUUGGAGAAAAGCUUCCUGGUUCAUCGAGCUCCUCCAGGACUUUACAGAAAUAUUCUUUACAGAAUGGAUGAAAGGACCAGCCAGUUUUCAGUACUGCUGGAGGCACUGGAGCACUGCAAACUGCAUCAGUCAAAUGAGACCAUUCAAACAGCCUUGUCAGAGGUGCUGAACAGCAUCAAUUCAGCUCAGGUUUACUUCAAAGCAGGACUUGAUGUGUUUGAGACUACCUUAGCUGGAACGAAAUGAGAGGAUUCUCUGCAUUCUAAGACAUUUGUUUACAACUUGCUAAACAAAAGUUCGACUUGGACCAGAAUUGCUCUGAGGAUGACACAUUUCUCAACUUUUCCUUCAGUUGUCGCUUAAAGGUACUGCAGAGCGUGGUUUUAUAAAUAUAAAGCAGUCUUUUGCACUGUUCACAGUAUAUCUCAAAUGUCUGUUCCUGAAUGUACAAAACAUAAUGAGAGGGAAUAACACUUAAGAUAGGAUUUUUUGGAAGGACAUCUGCUGUAUUUUUAUAUGUAAAAUAUGUUUUUAUGACUCAGAUCUCAAUCUUGCGAAGUAACAAGCACAUCCUGCAACGCGCUGAAGACCUGGUUCUGAGACACCCCAGCUGUCUCACCCGGGUGAGCUUUCCAUCCCUGCUCUGUCAGAAAAAUCUGACUUAAGUAUACUCUUGUGUUUCUUAACUUCUUCAGCAAGCUCAUCUUCUUCCUUGCUCGGUUCAGAGUAAGUAGUUGAAGGAUGUGGCGUUUCCUCAAUUGUCCAGCACCAGAGUAAAAAUGCACAAAACACCUUUACCGGUGCAAUCCAACAUCUUUACUCCUGUGGAACAAUAAAUACCUCAAUUCUGAGAAUACAGAUAAACUUUUAUUAUUCCAUUUCUGUAUGAAAAUAAAGAGUUGUUUUCUCUAAUGUUUCUUGGAGAGAAAAUUUUUGCGAUGGUUUCAAAUGAUUUGAAAAGUUGGAAUCAACAGUUACACUUGCACAAGAAUACUUUCAAUCUUUAUUUUAAAUAAAAGAACUGCCUAGUCUUAUAAGGCUACAGGCCUUAUAAGCUUAUACAUUACCAAAACAGCCCACUUCAAGGUCUCUCUAAAUUUCCAGAGAGCUUUAAAUGAAAACAAGACCUCCAAGUCCUGGAAACAGUUUUGGGAUUCCAUCACUCAGACACACCACCCACUAUUCCAGGCCUGCCAUAUAGCAACUGGAUUGUUGUCAAAAAGCACAAGCAAAACAUAAAUGCUGUAGAACCUGCUGUAGAGCCAGGAAUUCCACUCUGGAGGCACAAGCUGGUGAAGCAUGUUGCAGGGCUAAAACUCAGAGCUGCUUUGCACUGGGGGGAGCCCUGUAUGAAGGCUCUAAUGAUACCAUUACUUUUUGGCCAAAGUAAUCUGUGAAUGAAAGGAUCAGGAGGUUCAGUGUCCUCUGAGGGGAUAUACACAUUUGAGAACUGCAGGUCUUAAUAAUGUAAACAAUGGAAAUUGUUAAGCCCUGUUGGGUUUAGAGUUUUACAAUCUCAGAUGAUUCUGGGGUUAGAGCUUAAAAAAUUAAUUUUAUAUAGAUACUUAGAAUUGAAAUAUAAUUUAUUUAAUGGAAAUGUUAAAUGUAUUGUUACCCGUUUUACCAUGGAAAUUAUUAAAGGAACAUUUCAGGUUGCAAUAAAAAUGGAAAAAGUGUCUGUA
Corapipo altera (White-ruffed manakin) is the source of this 4338-nucleotide messenger RNA. It is a transcript of the gene NAALADL2, whose product is annotated as N-acetylated alpha-linked acidic dipeptidase like 2. The transcript has 17 exons. Bases 569 to 2902 code for a protein of 777 amino acids. The record is from RefSeq and is a predicted model, not a curated record. Lineage: Eukaryota; Metazoa; Chordata; Aves; Passeriformes; Pipridae.